UGGUUUGCAAUUUCAGAUCCAUAUUUUCUUGAGAAAUAUCCGCUUUAACAACAGUGCUGGGGAUGAAGUCUUUUUUUCAGAUAAUGGAAUGAAAUAUGCAGGAUUUGACAUCCUAAACUGGAUCGUCUUUGCAAAUAAGACGAUCCUUCGGCAGAAAGUCGGAUGGGUUGAUCCGGAAACUCCUUCAGGGGCAGAUUUCGGCAUUGAUCCCGAUGUCAUUGUGUGGACUAACCAGACAAAGCCUUUCUCCCGUUGUGUGAAGCAUUGCCUUCCAGGUCAAGCCAAGAAAGUUGCAGAGGAGAAGCCCACUUGUUGCUAUGGAUGUGUUUCUUGCCCAGAGAGGACCAUUUCUAAUCAAACAGAUGCAGCUCGCUGUGACCCCUGCCCAGAAGAUCAAUAUCCUAACAAGGACAAGGACCACUGCAUUGCCAAGAAGAUCCAUUUUCUUUCCUAUCAGGACACCCUGGGAUAUGCUUUAAGUUCCCUCACACUUUCUCUUUCCAUGAUCACCUUGGGAGUUCUGGCAAUUUUCCUUAAACAUCGUGACACACCGAUCGUCAAGGCCAACAACCGAGAUCUCACCUACAUCCUCCUGGUCUCCCUCCUGCUCUGCUUCCUCUGCUCCUUCCUCUUCAUUGGAAAACCGAGGAAGAUCACCUGUCUCUUCCAACAAUCUGCCUUUGCCAUUCUCUUUUCCCUUGCAGUGUCCUCUGUGUUGGCAAAAACUGUCAUGGUGGUUCUUGCCUUCAUGGCCACCAAGCCAGGAAACAAGACAAGGAAACUCUUAGGAAAACCACUGACCAACUCCAUUGUCUUAGGCUGUCCCCUGAUCCAAGCAGUUCUUUGUGCCACUUGGCUGGUAACUUCUCCCCCAUUUCCCAAUCUGGACUUCCAUUCCUUGGUAGGAGAGAUUAUCUUGGAAUGUAAUGAAGGCUCAGUUUCAAUGUUUUAUGCUGUCCUUGCUUAUCUGGCUGUUCUGGCCUUCAUCAGUUUCACAGUGGCCUUUUUGGCUAGGAAAUUGCCUGACAGUUUUAAUGAAGCCAAGUUCAUUACUUUCAGCAUGCUGGUCUUUUGCAGUGUUUGGAUCACUUUCCUCCCCACCUACCUGAGCACCAAAGGGAAGUCCAUGGUGGCCGUGGAGAUCUUCUCCAUCUUGGCCUCUGGGGCUGGUCUCUUGGCUUGUAUCUUUUCCCCCAAAUGCUACAUUAUUCUGCUGAGGCCCCAUCUGAAUUGUAGAGAAAAUAUGAUGAGGAACAAAAAUCUCUAACUAAUGCUACAUUAUUCUGCCUACGCCUGGUCUAACUUGUAGAGAAAAUAUAAUGAGGAACAAUCACUUCUGAUUUAUGCAGGGAUUGGGAACUUAUUCUGACUUUGGGGGCAUUAUUAUUUCAUCUGAUUUCUUAAAAUGAUGAAAUGAGAGAGGAGCUUCUCUAUGAAAUAAUUGGAAAUUAAAUUAUGUGACUGAAUACAAAGUAUCAGCAACAAUCACCCUUUUUCACUUACUCCUCUUGACCUCAGUGAGGCCAC
Molecule: messenger RNA, 1527 nt
Organism: Pantherophis guttatus
Lineage: Eukaryota; Metazoa; Chordata; Lepidosauria; Squamata; Colubridae
Source: RefSeq, a predicted model, not a curated record